Molecule: messenger RNA, 3098 nt
Organism: Aricia agestis (brown argus)
Lineage: Eukaryota; Metazoa; Arthropoda; Insecta; Lepidoptera; Lycaenidae
Gene: tamo
Exons: 7
Coding region: 240-2453 (737 amino acids)
Cellular component (GO): cytoplasm
Source: RefSeq, a predicted model, not a curated record
ACAAUAUUCAGAAAUUCUCAAUUUUGUUAUUUUAUAUUUCGAGUGUAAUUUAAAUUAAUUAAUACCAUAAUUGCCGCAGUGAAACUUGGUUAUGACGAAGAAAAUACUUGACAUACAUAUGCGAAGAUUGUAAACACUGCUACCGAUAUUUUUGGCGUACUAUUUUUAUCCGCUCUAGAUUUCAGAAUUAGUGCAUUAAGAAGAAUGUCUUCCUGCAAGUGUGGACCACAGAGGUUGUGAUGAUGGCGGGCGUGGGCUUGGGAGUGGGCGCGGGCAUGGCCACGGGUAUGGCCACGGGGAUGUCCACGGGUAUGGCCACGGGCAUGGCCACAGGGAUGGCCCCAGGCAUGGCCUCAGGCAUGACCCCAAGCGUGGUGAUGGCGGACCCCAUGCGAGACCGGCUGCCGUCGCUGUGGCGGCGGAUAGAAGACGCCCACUACAGCUACCUUGAGAUAGAAGAGAGCCCGGAGAAGCUGCGACAGAAAAAGAAGUUGGAAGCUCUCAUCAUGGAGUACCUGAGUCUAGUGCCGCACGAGUGCAAAUUCGGUUUAGCGGAGACUGGCAAGGUAUUCCAUCGGACGGUGACCGAAACCACGGAGUUCAGUGCCUACCGAGCUGGUAUAGGUUGGGCGGCCAUAGCUAGAUACGCUGCGAACCUACUGGCGCAGCCCUGGAGGAAGGAGUAUAAGGUUAUACGGAUGUACUCGGGGUUCUACAAGCACGAGGUGGAGGCGCACCUGGUAGGGUGCGAGCUGGUGCUGCAGGCGCUGGGCUACCGGCGCGCCGCCGGCCGCCUGCUCAUGGACGGCCCCGCCUGCCCCGACAUGGCCGCUGCCGUCUCCCGCGACGCGCUCAUAGCGCACGCCGAGUGCCAGAUAAUGGUACAAAUCUGGGAGGGCGUGUGGGGAGGCGGGGCGCGCGUGACGUGGGCGGACAUCGUCCGCGAGCGAGCGAACUACGUGGCUACGCCCGCGCAGGCGAUAGCAAGAUUGUCCGGAUAUAGCAAUGGUGAAAUAUACUCGAACGUGCCGACAAAAGAUCCGCGGGUCGACGAGUUAUGCAAGUGGGUGGACGAGCCCGUGCAGCCGGUCAACCCCUACAUCAUGUACCCGCCCCCCAUGUGCCAGGAGAUGCCUCAGUACCCCGUACCCAUGAUGAACCCCUACCAACCAGUACCAUACUACUACCCCAUGAACCAGCCCUACAUGAUCCCUACGCCAGUCUACGCGCCAAUAAAACAAGCCACCACAGUGCCAAUCAACGGCUACCCUUACAGAUAUCCGACGGUCCCGACGGUUCCAACGGCCCAGCUGAUUGAGUUCGAAGCGCCAUCUGUGUAUGAAAACGGAAAGUUUGAGAGGAGCCAAGACGAGAGGCGGAGGAGACACGGAGAAAGUUCCAAACGCAAUAGCACACUGAAAUCCACCAUCAGCGAUGUGUCUCUGCCGAGUCUACCGAGAUCAGACACCCAGCCGUCGUUGAGCAAAGCGAAAGAGGAUGGGAUGGGAACAUACGAGAGUUGGGACUACGUCUUCAGGAAUUUAUCCAGUAAAGACCAAGAGGGGGACAGCAGGAGCGGAUUCUCUCAGUCAUUAGACAGAGAUUCGAGAACGCUGGACAGAUUGGACAGGGAGGAGCGUAGAACGAAAUACCAACCGACGACCCUGGAUUUAGAAGAUGGACUGCAGGCGCUGAAUCUCGAUAGAUCGUACGACGAAGCUGUAUACAGAACGGCCAAGGUCAACGAGAGUCUGAUGAGACUAAAACAGGAACAGGAGCUUAAGAAGAGGCAGUCGGUGAAGAAAUUAGAAGAGAAGAGAGUGAGAAAGUCGGAAACGAUCGGUCACCCAACGGCAGAUGGGUUGGUUCCGCAGAAAGUUGCUCAAGAUAAAGUUAAGUUGCUAACGAAGAAGGAGGUCAAAGACAGGAAAGAUGUGAUCAAACAGCAAAGUUCUGUGAACGGUUCGGUGUCCAACGCGAAAGAAUUGAGGAAGUUGAAGCCGCAAAGCUCGAGGCCCUUAGAGGAGAAACCAAGAAAGACGCACGAGAAUGGUGUUUCGAAGCCGGUGCACGUCAAAACUACUGGAUCGCCCAGUAGAUCAUCGAGUCAAGCGAACUACGAUUUGAAGGCCCAACUGGUAGUUAGCUUAGACGAGCCGGACUGCCUUCGUCGCUCGCCGCCGAAAUUCCACAACGGCGAAAGAGAGAAAGCAUCGAGCCACAACGAGAGAGUGAAAGAGACGGACAACAGGUGGGAGUGUACUACGUGCACGUAUCUUAACAAGGGGGGUUUGGUGUGCGAAAUGUGCGGAAAGUCUAGGAAGGGUCCGGAGAUCGAACCCCUAACGUCUGGGGGCCGGGAGUGUCCUGCGUGCACGCUCGUGAACAAGCGAGACGCAAGAUCGUGCGAUGCGUGCGGCACUAGUCUAGAACAUUGCCCCACCUAUAUAUAAGACUAAUAAAGGAUGCUGCCUGACCAAGAUAUGAAGACGCUUCAUUUUUGUUAUGUGAUGGCUUGAAUUCGGGGUCCUAAUUCUUGUACCAUCGUAGGGUUACGUUUCGACGUGUAAGCAAUUGACGUUUGACAGCAGAAAUUGCGGUAUCUGCUGUCAAAUGAUUGUUACUUGAUUGUCAUAACUCAUAAGAUACGUAACGUUUGUUUCGAUCUAGAAGGCACAAUGUCUAGCGUAAAGUUGCUUGGAUUUUGAAUAAUAAGGCAAUACUCUUGGUCAGGCCUUAGACACGGAAACGCACCAAUUCGGCAAUAAAUUGUUAAAAUUCCAAAUGUAUAUUUUGAAAGUUCGAGAUUUUAUGACGUAAAAGUGACAUUAAUUGUACAAUAGCUUUCUGUCGAGUGUCGGAUCGUCUUUUACGCAAAAUACAUGGCAUUUGGACAGUUAAGCAUUUGUUACUUAUUUAACGGCUGAUUCACAAUUUCUGUUCGACUGGGAUUUAAAAAAAACUGCGUUUUCAUUGGUCAACGCUAGGCGUGGCGCAUUUUAAUUGGCUGUCGCGCAUAAAGAUGCCGGUUUCAUAUUACUAACGCAUAGUGAAUCAGUCUCGUAUGAUUUUUUUAAAAUUUGGCACUGAAAAAUUGU